GAGCAAUAUGCUUGCAACAGCUUGUGCUCAAGUAGGAUAUUUGCAACUCGUGCUUCAGCAAGGUGUUUCAACUCGUGCUCGAGCAAGAUGCUUGUAGCUCAUCAUUAUCAAGCUUGAGUAAUGGAGCCCAACUAUAGUCAAUCCGGCCAUAGCUGCUUAGUCUUCUUCUAUCAUUGUAACCAUAGGCUUUUGUUCCCUAGCAGCUGAUUGGAGGGAUUUCACACUAGUGAGCUUUUUGGCUGAGAGCUGAGGCUGCAGUUCUUCAUGAGCAUAAGACAAUGGUAUUCGAGCAUCUCAAACUUCGAUAACGAGGUCAGAGAGUUUGAGGCAUUGGUGGAUGGCAUGGGUGGCAGUAGCCAUGUGGUCGAGGAACCAGUUGAUGACUCCACUAUGAGAAGUACAUUAUGGUUGAAGAACAGAGAGGCACAUGGCCACCAUAGCCAAAACCAGAGGAGCUUAGAAGGAAAGCUAGGAGACUGCUUUGUUGCUGCUGCUGAGCUGGGAGACUACUUUGCCAUUGUCGAGCUGGGGGACUACUUUGUCGCCGUUAUCAAGCUCAAGCUCAUCUUGUCUCAUUGAGGGUGCCUCAUUUGUGAGCUCAUUUUUCUAAGAACUUUCAUGGUCAUGUGCUCACUUUUUUUUUUUUUUUUGGUGGACCCCUUUUAGUUGCCUUAAGCUUGUGUUUUGCUAACACUUUUUUGUUUCUUGAAUACUCAUUGCUGACAUUGUACCAUGCGUCAAUAGUUAUGCAAAGCUACUCCUUUGUUUGUCUUCUUGUGAAAGCUUCCCUUCUUCAUAGGUGAAUAAACCCAUUUCGUAAAU
Rubroshorea leprosula is the source of this 822-nucleotide messenger RNA. The record is from the annotation of a GenBank genome assembly. NCBI's taxonomy places the organism in Eukaryota, Viridiplantae, Streptophyta, Magnoliopsida, Malvales, Dipterocarpaceae.